Messenger RNA from Salvelinus sp. IW2-2015, 1034 nucleotides. The record is from RefSeq and is a predicted model, not a curated record. NCBI's taxonomy places the organism in Eukaryota, Metazoa, Chordata, Actinopteri, Salmoniformes, Salmonidae.
AACUGGCAACCCGGGGGGAAAAACGAGGUCAAAUCAUGACGUCAGUGGUCUGAUUUUCAAAUCGGAAAGUCUGAGUUUGAGAAAGGUGCGCUGCGCAGUGUCCCGACUUCGAAUUUGGAUUACCGUUCAAAAAGAUUUUCCCAGCUAGAGCUAAUUUUUCUCGAGUUUCCAGUUGACCUGAAAGCACUGAAGUCGGAGAUUUCCGAGUUCAGCUGAUUUGAAUGCCGCAAACGUCCAGACUUCGGUCAAUGACGCACAGAGAGGAGCGCACAUUGGAACUGCAGGACUCUUGAGUAACCAUGCAGACAAUUGAAGUUCUGAAACAGGCCCUCUCCAGCCUGGAUCCUACCCAGCAGCAACAGCUCUUGGUGGCCGGGUCUGCGGUGGCCGUGGGCGGGCUGCUGACCUGUUAUUACUGGGUGUAUCAAGGGACGAAGGCCAAGCGCAUUCCAAUAGGGGAUGGGUGGUGGGGGGCAGGAGAGAAGCCUCAGUCAGAGGAUGAGAAGGUUUUCCCCUUUCAGGUGCAAACUUCUGAUGAGGAGAUACAGGACUUAUAUGACCGUAUUGACAGGACCCGGUACACUGAACCCCUGGAGGACGCCGGUUUCCAGUACGGCUUCAACUCUACCUACCUGAAGAAGGUGGUCUCCCACUGGAGGCAUCAAUUUAACUGGAAGAAACAGAUUACAAUACUCAACAAGUACCCUCAAUUCAAAACCAAUAUCGAGGGACUGGACGUACACUUCAUCCAUGUGCGUCCACCUCACCGUGAGGGCCAGAGGGUGUUGCCUCUAAUGCUGGUGCAUGGCUGUGUGUGAAGGGUCUCCACCUCAACAUGUUAACUAGCAAACUGAGGGGGUUCGGUGUCCUGUUUUCCAUCCUGAUUGGCCGCUACGUGCCCUGGCUGGUUGGGUUCACCCGGGAGGAUGUCAGAAGGCUGUUUGGUUCAGUAGGUUUCAUGGAAAGGAACAUCUAUGAGAUCAUCAGAGAGACUGGCUACCUGCACAUCCAGGGCACCAAGCCAGACUCCGCUG